Drosophila persimilis is the source of this 1710-nucleotide messenger RNA. Its product is annotated as prominin-like protein. NCBI's taxonomy places the organism in Eukaryota, Metazoa, Arthropoda, Insecta, Diptera, Drosophilidae. Gene Ontology annotation, cellular component: membrane. The record is from RefSeq and is a predicted model, not a curated record. The transcript has 9 exons. The coding region runs from base 112 to 1710 and encodes 532 amino acids.
UCGGAGGAUGCUAUGUCUAUAAGUGGGCAUGAAGUUUUCGUUUAGUCUAAGUUUGAAUGCAAGAAAGAAAUUUGUGUUCGGGUGUAUUUAAAGAACAGAAACCUGGAGACAAUGGCUGAAUGCACAAUUAUGGAAUCUCAGCAGUCAGUGAUUAAAAAAGUGAAAAAGCAAAGAGAGGUAAAAAUGCAGAGGACUUUGACAAUAGCCAGUCUGUGUGCGGCAAUAUUUCUGAUUGUGCUGGUCACAAGGGCUAUUGAGAGUUCCGCCAGUCCAAGCUCACGAGAUGAUCCCCCUUCUCUAUAUUGGCGGAAAGGAUAUUCCGGACACGGCACCACACACGAGCAGGUGGGCGCAAUUCACUUCGGCGAAGCUCAAUUCUCAAAGUACAAGCCACUGUCGAAUUACUCCCAGAAAGAGAAUGUCUCAAAUAUGUGGGUGGAUGUUGUUUUCAAAAUUUCGCGAACCUUUUUUGACAAAAUGUUUCCCCUUGAUCCGACCGUACCAAGAGGCUACAUAAAGGACCUGGGUAAGGAUAACAUGAGGUUGGGACCGAAAGCUAUAAAGGACGAUUGGGCAGAUUGGUUGAAUGCAUUCUGGCUUAUGUGGCUAUGGGUACUUUUACUGGUUGCUCUCAUUAUUCUGGUACCCUUUGCAGGUGUCGUGUAUUUCUGCUUAUGUUGCCAUCGCUGUAAGCUGGGCUGUCCAGCUUGCCAAUCGGAUGUCAAUAGGAGACGUAUUCUUUGGAGCAUCUGCUUGCUUCUGAUCCUUCCAUUUAUCGCUGGCAGUAUGGGCUUGGCUUUUCUUUCAAACGGCAUGCUAGAACGCGGCCUGGCCAACACUAAGAUUGCCUUUGAAAUGGGUAGCGUGGAUACUUGCAACUUCCUGAAGGAUGUCAGCGAUCAUAUUCGUCAUUUGCUUGUGAAAAACUAUCAGGAACUGGAGACACAUCUGGUCACUACUAUCGUGGAGGCACCUAAACAUUUGUUCAAGGACUUGAACGAUGUCGCGGAAGGUAAUGCCGUGGCGGAACUAAACAGGAUUAUUGGCAACAUUGUUCCGGCAAUCCAAAAUUUAAAAUUGGCCAAGCAAGCUCAAGCAGACACAAAAGAAGUGUCACUUAGACUAAGAAAUGCUCUCCGGGGAGUGAAGCGCGACGUUAACCAUGCGGCGGUGGUGCUCUGUGGCAGUUUUGAUUGCAUGAAGUUUCUGCAGACCUCAGGAAUUGAGUAUAUGGACACAUCCAGAUGCCUUCACUUGGAUGAGGUACCGGAGUCGGACAGAAUGAUCGUUGAUUUAAAUAAUAUGUAUAAAGAUAUAAAAGGCAGACCAGGAAGAUGGAUAGCUCGUCUCCGUGGUGUUAGUAAAAAGAUUAAGGACGAGAUGGCACGAGUCUCACCACCGAUAAUUCGAGACAUACGCAAGGGAGGGGUGCUUUUUACCAAAGAGGCGGCGAGAAUAGAAGAAAUAAUUGACGUGGUCAUGAGCGACAUUCAUCUUGGCACUAUUCGGGCGAGCAGGGCGUUCGAGGAUCUUUACGACAAAUUUAAUGAAACACGUCAGUACGUCGUUCAGUAUAUUGCUGUAAGCCUCCUUGGGAUUCUGUCGAUCUUGGUUUUGUCUUUGAUUGUUGGCUGUCUAGCACCACGUCCCACCGGAGCGAGCAAUGAAUACUUCACCAAAAGGAUCGCAGCGUACAUGAUGAUACUGUGA